GCGCCUUCGUUAUACAAUUCUGGAAAACAACAAUUCCAACUCGUUCAUCCAUUUCCCCGGAAAACCAAAACCAAAACAAAUCCCUCCUUUCCCAUAUCACGGACAGACCGCAGCUAGGAACGGAAACCAUGUCUUGCCACCAGAGUCAGAGAAAAUCCCAACUCCAGACUUGCGGAUCCGGUGAAUUAAACCGCAGUCAUCUCGAGCACGAAAGCGAAAUGCUGACAGAGACAGCGCUGAGCGUCCCCGAGUUGCAUUCAGCUGAAACUGAUCCACACGUUAUAAAGAGAAGGCCUUAUGCCGUGUCGCACUCUAAAUCUCGGGACAGCGGAUACGAUGAGGCAUUAUCGUUAUUCAGUCUUGCAAAAGAGACUACCAAAAAGGGCAGGGACAACAAACAAUCUAACAAAUUCUUUACGUACAAAAACUCAGAACAAAUAAGUAUGGGCGGUCAUCAGUUAGAUGCAAUUAUUCCCGCUGAAAGUGGUGGUUUAGAGGUUCCAAAAAGCGUCGCCUCGGACCAGAAGUUAACAGGAAAAGGGGCGCCUUGUAAAAGACCUGAAUCAUUCAGUGACCGUUCUGGCACCCCCGAUGCUGCAUAUCAAAGCCUUUCUGAUAAUAGCCUCAAUGAGUUUCUAAGUACUGAAGAACAACUUAAUGAAGCAACAGAAAAAACCAACCUUGAUUCACCAUUCAACGUAAAGCCAAAAACUGAAACUGGCACUGACGUAGAAAGCAAUGAGCGAGAAAUUGUUACCGAAAAUAUUUGUGAUGGUCUAUUGGGGAAGCGUGGCAAUUCUCAAAACAAGCGGCCGCCAAUAACACCCAGAAAAAGCAUUCAAAAUAAGCCCGCUAAGAACAGUACUUCCAAUUUAAGUCGGUUGGAAAGUGAAUCUCACGCAAGCAAACCAGCACCCGACAAAUGUGCAACGGACUGUGCACCUCAAACAAUAUUGCCGUCCAAUUUCGAGGUUAACCCGUGUCAGGUGCGUAGUCAUGCCGAGAUAAAUUCACCAACAGACGAUCCAGAUCAGAAAUUCAGAGAACACCCAAAUCAAAUAAACAAUGAUUAUGAAAUAACUUCGGUAGGAAGGGUUGCUGAGACACAAACAGAUCCAAGUCUUUCAUACUCGUAUAACGGGAACGCGAAGAAUGAACAACGUCUGCUCUCCGAGAUUAUUUCACGGCUAGAAGAUGAAAAGAAAGGACUCGGAAUUGAAUUAAAAAAGUUACAAGAGUCACAAGAGAAAAUGAGUCGUCGAAUACGAGAGCUUGAGGAGGCUAACAGGGAGUGGGCCAGUUACGAUGCACAACGGGAAAAGUAUGUUCAGAAUCUGCUUCGAAGAAUAGUGGGGCUGGAGGAAAAAUGCAGAAAGGAUUCCACAGAAAACCAGCAGUUAAGAGACGAAAUCUCACGCCUAGUAGCAGAUAACAAGAGACUUGCACAGACCAUCAAAGAACUGAAAGACUCAGAUUCCAGCAGCAAAUUGAGGGAAUGUGAAGAUCAGUUGGAACUGCUGCAGGAGCAAGUUCGACAAUGUACAAAAGAUUUCGAGGCCGAACGCGGAGACAGAGAGAGAGCCGAGAGUAAAGUGGCUACCCUGGAAGAUGAACUCAGAUCUCUCAGAGGAAUGAACCAACAGAGUAGGCUUACUGGCCGGGGGCGGCCUUCCGUUGAGGUGCCAGCAUUUGAAGCUCAACAAAGAAUUGCUGCAACAGAUUUCCGAAGAGAGCAGCUAAGUCAGUUAGUAGCAGAUUGUCAACCUCACGGUGAAGCGAGAACACCUCAGACGCUGCGCAGUCGCGGCUGUGCCGAGGAAGCCAGGUUCUUUCCACAUUUCGGACUUCCUCAUCAACAACUGGAAGUCGACUGUCAUACAGGUAAUGACCAAUUUGGACUCUCUACCGAACCACGUGAUCAGGAAGUUUGGGAUCGAGGCUUUAACAGAGGCAUGGAUUGUGCUGAUGGCGCCGCGGGGUUAAAUGAUGCAAAACUGCGUUGUCCAAAAUGCUGGAGAGAGUACCCGCCACACCGCCAUUUGGAAUUGUUAGAGCACAUUGAUAUUUGCUGUGAUUAAAGUCAAAAAGGCUCAGAAUGAUUUCCUAGAUACCUCCGCCAAAGAGGUGAUGUUAUCACGACCGUUUAUUGCUUUUUUCACUAAAAUAAACCAAAAAGUUACGGGCGAAAUUUGAUGACAAUUUCAGGCUAGGUCAAAAGUAUGAUUACUUACAAGUGGUAAGGUUUUUGUGACCCCGAUCCCCAUUAGGAUCCAGGACUUGAAAAGUAAUCUGGAGCAAGAGCCAAUGACCUGACUAAAAAUCAAGAAAGGUGCUAUCAGGUCUAGUCGUUGUGCAAUGAAUGUGCUCUCAACUGCUACAAUGUGUCAGUGUCAGGUUUUUGGUGGAAGUCAGCGCUCUCUGUGGGCUUUGCUAGUAUUUUCUGUGUAUCAAUCCUAGCAUAAAUGGAGAGAGGGGGCAUGUUUUUACAAAAUAGAUAGCGUGAUACCGUUAGUUAUUAAAAUACAAAACAUUUAUAAAAAUUAAAUAGGUAAGGGAUAGAUCUUACUUAAAUUUGCCAAAACAUGUAUCAAUGAUCAGAGACAUAUAACGUGUAUGGAACACUUGUAACGGAGCAAGUAAGUAACAUAAUUAUUCCAGUUUAGUCCUGUGAUACCG
Molecule: messenger RNA, 2676 nt
Organism: Lingula anatina
Lineage: Eukaryota; Metazoa; Brachiopoda; Lingulata; Lingulida; Lingulidae
Biological process (GO): regulation of phosphatidylinositol 3-kinase/protein kinase B signal transduction; mitotic cytokinesis
Source: RefSeq, a predicted model, not a curated record